Messenger RNA from Penicillium longicatenatum, 477 nucleotides. RefSeq lists its product as uncharacterized. NCBI's taxonomy places the organism in Eukaryota, Fungi, Ascomycota, Eurotiomycetes, Eurotiales, Aspergillaceae. The transcript has a single exon. The coding region runs from base 1 to 477 and encodes 158 amino acids. The record is from RefSeq and is a predicted model, not a curated record.
AUGGAUCCAAGUACCCUCUGGUUCUUCCGCCACCGCGCAAAUAUCGUGAGCGCAUUAGAUGGAUACAGAGCAAAUAUCUGGGUUCAUGAAAGAAGAUACUACCGGGAGAUAGCAACGUGUCUGAAAACCGUCACGGUCAAUCUUGCUCUAAUUCUUACAUACGAUGAGAUCAAUUCCAAACUGUCUCGCUGUGUCCGUGAACGCAUCUCACGUAUCAUCACAUGUCUCAACGGUCUUCGAGAAAUUAUGAUCCUCCAUCCUGAUCAAGAACCCGGGGAAAUAUCGGAAGCACUGUUCAUGACUGGUAGGCACAUUGGACGAAUUAAGCUUGCCCUGGGGGUUUCAGAUCCAUAUGCCGAUGCGAUGGAUCAGCAGCUACAAGAGCUGACUGUGCCCAAGGGUAAAUGGCUGCGGAAAAAUUGGCGGGCCUUGAAUUUCAGUGAUGCGCGUUGUGUUUGUUCUUCUUGCAAACGAUAA